This is a messenger RNA of Penicillium bovifimosum, 999 nucleotides long. RefSeq lists its product as uncharacterized. NCBI's taxonomy places the organism in Eukaryota, Fungi, Ascomycota, Eurotiomycetes, Eurotiales, Aspergillaceae. The transcript has 4 exons. The coding region runs from base 1 to 999 and encodes 332 amino acids. The record is from RefSeq and is a predicted model, not a curated record.
AUGACUAUUGCCACGAGUAUGCCGGCCCCAUACAACGCCAACACCACCACGACUGAGCUGGUCACCGACUAUGCAAGCUUGAUCAAAGGCAAGGUGAUUCUAACAACAGGUGUAACACUGGGCUCACUAGGUUACGCCUUCGUCCAAUCUAUUGCCAAGGCCAACCCUGCAUGUCUGAUCCUCGCCGGCCGUAAUUUGACCAAACUCGACCAAUGCGGUGAAGAUCUCAAAGCUGAAAAUCCAGGCUUGAACGUCAUCACGGUGAAGGUCGACUUGGGCUCUUUGGUCAGUGUUCGCAAUGCUGCAGAGCAUAUCAAUGCCAAUACGCAGAUCCCGGCUAUAGAUGUUCUGGUCAACAAUGCUGGUAUCAUGGCUGUGGAUUAUGCUCUCUCAGCCGACGGGAUCGAGUCCCACCUUGCGACGAAUCAUCUCGGCCCGUUCUUAUUCACCAACUUGAUUAUGGGCAAGAUCCUACAAUCGGAGAGUCCUAGGAUCGUGAUGGUCAGUAGUGAUGGGCAUCGGUUAAGCCCGAUCCGGUUUGACGACUAUAACUUCGAUAACGGCAAAACCUAUAACAAAUGGGUCGCCUAUGGCCAAUCCAAAACAGCGAAUAUGCUCAUGGCACUUUCGCUCUCAUCCAAGCUGGGUACCAAAUAUGGCUUGCUGGCGUUUAGCCUACAUCCGGGAGUCAUCGCCACCAAUUUGGGUGGUCACCUGGACUGGAGUGUGGAUGUGGGACUGCAAUCCAUUGAUAGACAGCAGGGCCACCACGAGGGAUGGAGUGAAUUCAAGUGGAAGUCUUUGGAGCACGGUGCUGCUACUCAUGUCUACGCAGCGUUUGACCGUGCUUUGAAAGCUCACAAUGGUGCUUAUCUUGUUGACUCGCAUGUUGCGGAUCCAUUGGUUGAUACUUUGAAAUCGUGGGCGAUUAGCAGUUUUGAGGCAGAAAGGUUGUGGAAGAUGAGUGAAGAGUUGGUGGGUCAGGAGUUUACCUAUUAG